GCGGCGGUCAUUGUUUUCAUGUAUAUUCUGCUUUCAAUGGAGGUGGAUGAUGUUUUUGGGUGGUACAGUAACGCCAGCUGAAAUUUAUGUAAUGUCUCAGUGGUAAAAGAAGCAGUCCUGUUUCCUCCUGUUUACAGGAAACCACAGUAACCACCGCUGACUGUAAGUUAAAGAAACGCCAUGAAUUUGUAGUAAAAUAGGUACACAUUCUUGUCGCUAGUGUAUCAUCCAGUUUGCCUGGCGACCACAGAUUAUUUCGAUCUCAGUUGGAGUCAGCCUUUACUUUUGCAAAAGGAUACAAGACCAAUUUACCUCCUAGACUGACCUAACAGCCAUGUGACAUGACCACGAUGGCCUUUGGAGCAAGAACAGUCCUGCUCAACCUGAGGUACACACUCCAGAAAGCAGGCUACUUUACUAGAACCAGACUCAUCCAGAGCUCCAGGACAUCGCUUGUUAAAAGAGGGCAGAUUUUAACCCAAAUACCCAAGGUGACAUUGUUAUGCUGGGGCGCAGUCAAUGUAUCAUCCUGUGCACCCAGAUGCCAGGAAGCAACUCUUUCAUCCCAAACCGCUGACAGGAAGUCUCUAGCGAAAGUCAAGGUGCACAAAGUUUUAUUUUUUCUCCGGCUAAGCCUUCGUGCAUUGGUGCUGCUCCUCAAAUUUGGGCCCCUUCUCCUCCUCUCCCCCUUGGCUCUGGUGUCCGCUCGCUGGGCAUCUCGCUGGCUGGAUGCUCUGCUGUGGGUGACUGAAACAUCCGGUCCCACUUUCAUCAAGCUGGGGCAGUGGGCCAGCACCAGGCGGGACAUCUUCUCUCAGGAGUUUUGUGAACGCUUCUCCAGGCUCCACGUAAAGGUGCGCCCUCACUCCUGGGCCCACACCAAGCAGUGUCUCAGGAGGGCUUUUGGCGAGGGCUGGAGGAUGGUUUUAGUGAUUGAGAGCAAAGAGCCAGUGGGUUCUGGAUGUGUGGCCCAGGUGUACAGAGGAUGGGCGAAGGCGGACCAGGUGGCAGAUCCAGCCUUCCAGUCACUGGUGGAAGAGAUGGAGAAAGAAGACUUGUUGGAAGCCUGGGAGAUCCCGGGUCUUGGAGGAGUGGCAAGCUCCCUGUGGCAGUACUGGAGGGGGAGGAAGGAGGAGGAAGGCUAUAAGGAGAGAAGUCCUGGAGAGGGGCAGCAGGUGGGGAGCAGUGCAGAGAAGGAGCGUCUAAUGCCUGUGGCUAUCAAGGUGAUCCACCCAGGCAUCAGGAUGCAGGUAGAAAUGGACCUACUGCUGAUGAAAGCGGGCAGUUGGCUCCUGCACUGCCUGCCCGGACUCAAGUGGCUCAGUCUGUGUGAGAUAGUAGAGGAGUUUGAGAAGCUAAUGACCAAACAGAUUGAUCUCCGUUUUGAGGCCAGGAACAUCGAGCGUUUCCGGGAUAAUUUUCGUGAUGUGGAUUAUGUCAAGUUCCCGACUCCAUUACGACCAUUUGUCACCAGGACCAUUUUAGUGGAAACUUUUGAAGAGAGUCAGCCCAUAUCCAACUACCUGAGCUCCGAGAUUCCUCAGGAGGUGAAGCAGAGGAUAGCCAGGAUGGGAGUGGACACGAUGCUGAAGAUGGUUUUUGUGGACAACUUUGUCCACGGGGAUCUCCAUCCCGGAAACAUUCUGGUCCAGUGUUGGGAGCCGGUUCCUGGUUCCAGGGACAGUGCUGCAGGUAUCUCAGGGGAGGCCUAUGGUAAGACCACACUCACUGACUUGUGGGACACAGUGGUGGUCAGCGUCAGGCCGGUCCCGUGUCCUCUUCAGCUGGUGCUGCUGGACGCCGGCAUCGUAGCCCAGCUAAAUGAUCGUGAUCUUGCCAACUUCAAGGCCGUCUUCACAGCUGUGGUCCUGUGUCAGGGUGAGCGAGUGGCAGAGUUGAUCCUGAAUCACGCUCGGGCCAAUGAGUGCCAAGACGUGCCGCAGUUUAAGAAGGAAAUGGCCCAGCUGGUGGACCAUGCCCUCACCAACACCCUCUCUUUGGGAAAGAUCCAAGUUGGUGAAUUGCUGUCCAAAGUCUUUGGUUUACUCAUCAAACACAAGGUGAAGCUGGAAAGUAAUUUCGCCUCCAUCGUGUUUGCCAUCAUGGUGCUAGAGGGUCUGGGCAGGUCACUCGAUCCGAACUUGGACAUCCUGGAAUUGGCCAAACCCCUGCUGCUAAAGAACUGUUCCUCACUGCUCUGACACACAUAUACAUAAACACAAGCACAGUGGGUCACACACAGAAAGGCACCUGUAAGUACACACACACACACACAGCUACUAAGCCCUAUGUACUGUAUACAUCUAUAGAUUCGGUAGGCGUGUGUGUAUACAUUAUGGGUUGUCUUCAAGCUUACAAUGCAAGAUUCCACUGUGGAUAAGGAGAUCACUCAUCACUACAUUUUACAUUUUAGCAGUGCUGAUUUAAUAAAUACCUAAUUGAGUUUUACAUUGGUGGAGUUACUGUUACUCUUAAAUUGUAUCAUUUACUGUCUGUAGUACAAACAUUUCGCCCACCGAAAUCUACUUUUGUGCUAGUUUGUGCUUUACAUGAGGCAACACUGGUUUUAUUGAGUGCCAGUGGGGUCAGACACAUUGGCAUCACAGACCAUUUGUAGUGAUUUAAGAUCUAAAAGAAAAUACUGUGAACAUCCCUAGUUGAUACUCAAAGCAUAUUGUUUACUUUUAAAUGACCAAUACUGAGCUCAGAAUGUAUUUUAUCAGUCCAUAUUUUAGUGCAGCUUAGAUAAUGUUGUCUAAUGGACCAUGUUUGCUUUAGUGUGAAUCAUAACGUACUGUAACAUUUGUUCUUAGACACUACAUUGACGAUGUGAAGACUUUGGCAAUUUGUACUCACAACUGAGCCAUGUCUUUUAACUUUCUGUUACAAUGGUGGGAACACUUGUAUGAAUUAUCAAUUUCAAUAAAAAAGAGAAUCUAUACUAGAGAAUC
Messenger RNA from Micropterus salmoides (largemouth bass), 2951 nucleotides. It is a transcript of the gene adck2, whose product is annotated as aarF domain containing kinase 2. The record is from RefSeq and is a predicted model, not a curated record. The coding region runs from base 342 to 2201 and encodes 619 amino acids. The transcript has 8 exons. Gene Ontology annotation, cellular component: mitochondrion. NCBI's taxonomy places the organism in Eukaryota, Metazoa, Chordata, Actinopteri, Centrarchiformes, Centrarchidae.